Molecule: messenger RNA, 2996 nt
Organism: Mauremys mutica (yellowpond turtle)
Lineage: Eukaryota; Metazoa; Chordata; Testudines; Geoemydidae
Gene: GNG4
Product: G protein subunit gamma 4
Exons: 6
Coding region: 630-857 (75 amino acids)
Biological process (GO): G protein-coupled receptor signaling pathway
Cellular component (GO): heterotrimeric G-protein complex
Molecular function (GO): G-protein beta-subunit binding
Source: RefSeq, a predicted model, not a curated record
GCGCCUGGGAUGCGCGUGGGCCGCGCGCACUGGUCCCCAGGCAGUUGGGAUUUGACUCGCGCCGCGCCGGCUCUGAUGCACCUGCGGGACCUGCAGCGCGCGCGCCCCCUCUCGCCAGUCGGGACUGUUGCGGGGGGCUGAGCUGCCGCCUCCCCUCCCCCUCCCCCCGGCGUGGCUGAGCGGGGCGCGCGGGUCCCCUGGCUGGCGCGCGGAGCCCGCCCCGCCAUGUGCCGCUCCCCGAGCCCGGCCGCUGGGGCGUGAGCCGCGCUGCAGUCUCCGAGCCUCCGCGGCGCCGGCAGGUCGUAAAUGUUGCAUGUAAACAAGUCAAUCCCAGCCUGGAGUCUAGUGCAGGCUUCCAAUUACGUGAUUUGCUCAAUAGAAAUGAGCUUGUUUGAUGGCUCCAGGAGAAGCUCAUGUCGGUGGAGGAAGAAUUCUCGCUGUGAAACUGCUGUGCUGGUGGCUAUUUAUUGUCACGGUGCUGUGAGCUAUACCACAUUUUUGCAAACUGAUUAAGAUAAUGCACUUAAAACAGAAAAUUCAAAGAGCAAAAAUGAGAAGAGGAUAGAAAACCAGUUCAGCAUCUUUUUCUCCUGUAGGAAACAUGCAAGGCUAAAAUAAGGGAAAACAGAAUGAAGGAAAUCAUGUCUAAUAACAACACAACCAAUAUAUCUCAAGCAAGAAAAGCUGUGGAGCAGUUAAAAAUGGAAGCAUACAUGGACAGGAUAAAGGUAUCCAAGGCUGCAGCUGAUUUAUUGGCAUACUGUGAUGCUCAUAUUGGAGAAGAUCCCCUUAUUAUACCAGUGCCUGCAUCUGAAAAUCCCUUCAGGGAGAAGAAAUUCUUUUGUACUAUCCUUUGAGUCAGUUUGUAAUUAAAAAUGUCCUUUGUGAAAAUCCAUUACUGAUGGUGCAUGCUUUUAGCAUUAGAUUUUCCCUGAGUUAUCAACAAUUAAACCCACAGUUACAAUAUUUUUAGAAGCACAAUAAAUUUUUAUGGUAAAUAAGUGGUUUACAUGCAGAUUUAGGAUAGCCUCACUUUCCUGCCAAUGCAUAAAUUUUAAUAAUUUCAGUUAUCAAUAAAAAUUGUUUUGGUUUUUAAUGAAAGAACCAAAUAUAAUAUUAAAUGGUAGAUAUCUUUGCCAGUCAUAGAUUUUUCUGAGACCAAAAUCAGUCAUACAUAUUCUUGAACCUAUUUUUAAUUUUCAUUUUCUUAGAAAGGUAAUUUAUUUUCUUUUGCCUUUACAAAUAUAUAUCUAACAAAAGCAGAAUGACCUCUCUUGAAGCAGAAUGCCAAUUACUGCUGAAAUGCUGCUUGGAACGGUCAGUCCUGUACAGUAAAUGGUAUUUAUAAAUGUGGAUGUUUAGUGAACACUGUAGCAAAUUUUACUUUAAAACUUGGUGGAAUUAAGCAACAUUGUGAUUCUGAAAUUUCCUUUACUGAAGAAAAUAAAGGAGCGCACAAGCUAGGGCUUGCUUUUUUCCUUUAGCUUAACUCUGCACCAAGAAGGCUUAUAGAAAUACAAAAAGCCAUUUAUCUCCCGUUCUAAAAUUGUAAUGAUAUAAACUUGUAGGAAGCUUUGAGUAAAUCCUUGUUCAUUCUUUCAGUUCAGCUGUGCUAUGGAGUACGUUAUGCUGCUGCUUUUGAACAGAAGUAGAGUAGGUCCUUAGCUAAUACUUGCUGCUGAUUGCAACAUAGACUUUAAAGCCUCAGACCUGCCCUGGGUGUAAGCCCUCAGUGAGACAUGUGUGAAAUAUAAAUACUUCAUUUAAAAUAGAUGCAUUUAGAAGAAGAUGAGGAUGAUGUACUGAGCAAGAGUGGUCUAUCUUUCACCUUAAUUAAAUGUUUACAUUUACAGUCUGUGCACCCACACUGAAAUAACCACUGCCGUAUUGCUUAUUUUUCAAUAUCUGAUCCUAUCUAUACAAUCCCUCCAGAACAAAAUGUCAAGGCAUUGGGAAUGGUAAACGCAGAUGUCUGUCACAGUGCCUUGAAGAAUGUGCCAGAAGACUUCUAUAGGUUUACAUGUUCUGUGCUGUCUUGACACUGGUUCAUUGCCUAAAAUGUUCUCAGUGUGUGAAAGCAUAAGGCUUCAGCCAAAUCCUGUUUCCACUGAAGUCAAUAGAAGUUUUGUCAUUGACUUAAUUAGGAGCUAGAUUUUUUUGCACUGAUUUUCACCUGUUUUUGUUGUGGUGGUAAUAAACACUGAUAAAUUCCAUGUUCUGUUUUAUUAAAUAAAAUAACAUCUGAAAAUGAAAGGCCCUAUAUAUCAGAUACCUUAUUAUAAGUGGAGCAAAAAUUGUUGUCUGAAAACUUAAAAAAAAAAUCAUUGUGUUUCUUCUUGCUUAAUAAGGUCUUUUAGGGAAUCCUUUCUACAUAGUAAAUGAUGUUGUAACUUUGAUAAGGCUGUUCUGAUCACCAUGGUAACAUGUUCACUUGUCCUUCCUCAAUGUAUACAGUUUUAAUAGAAUAGAGAGUGAGGGGAAUGUAGGCCACACAGCUGUAUUCUCAAAGGUUUUGUAUGAGUUUGCAUUUGUGGCUCAUUAACACAAUCUCAUCUAGCAUUUUAAUAUUGCAACAGCUUAUUUAGAAUUCUUGUUUUCUAUUUCAGAUUACUUCUAAUGUCUGCAAAUUAAAGAGCUACAUCAAAUACACUUGUGCAUCAGUGUUUAAAAAAAGCUGUGUUUACAAAAAUCAAGUCUGUUCAUUGGUAAACUUAUUUUGAAAUGAAAACAACUCAUUGUUUUGUGCAUGAUGGUCUGCACUCUGAAACACUGAUGGAAUUAGUCUUAAAUGUGUUUGUUCUUGUUUUCUAAUAACCCACUAGCAUGUUUAUAACAACUUUCAUCCUUUUGAACAAAGAUCAGUCCAAAACUCAGCUAAAUCAAGAUAAUUAAUUUUAUACCUACUGAGACUCUUAUGUGCUUACAGUAAAAAGGGGGUAAAUAUGUAAUCCAUAUUUGGUGUAUUGUAUGUAUAUAAUAUAUCUGAGGAGAAUAUA